Messenger RNA from Penicillium manginii, 2532 nucleotides. RefSeq lists its product as uncharacterized. The record is from RefSeq and is a predicted model, not a curated record. Lineage: Eukaryota; Fungi; Ascomycota; Eurotiomycetes; Eurotiales; Aspergillaceae. The coding region runs from base 1 to 2532 and encodes 843 amino acids. The transcript has a single exon.
AUGCCGACCGUUCAGCCCCGUCCCCCUGCCUCCGUCGCGGCGGCGUCGACCAAGUCGACUCAGUCAGCACCACCGGUCGCUUUUCAGCGCCCAGUCCCACGUCCACGUUUCUGGACCACCCCCAUCCCACGACAAACCCAAGCCAUGGGAUAUCAUCGCAAUCUAUCACCAACCGGCGGAAAAGGCCAUUUGACCGGCCCGCGGGCUUCCACCGGCAUGGUCCAGCUCCCCUCUUCUGCUUCCUACGAUCCCUACGAAAACCCCAGACGCCACUUGGACUAUGACGAUUAUUACCCCUCAGAUGUUGGUUAUGGUACCCACCGCUACCAGCCCAGGCAUCGCUCAACUGUCGACAUCCAGCCGACUUCCUCCCAGACAUACCGUGACUCUGGUCACUCCAAGAGACGCACAGAGUAUGCUAUUCAGCCUCACAGCUCGAGUCAGAGCCAACCUCAGACUCGACACUCUCGCAGUCGUAGCAACACCACCACCACUUCUGCAACAGAUCUGCAUAAUCACCCGCUCCGUAUUGCAGUGCCCUCGGGCUCCCAUCUUCGAUCGGCUACCGCAGGUCGGAUUGCCAGUCCUCUUCUCACGGAAUCGGGCCAUCUCGUCCAAUCGCCUUCUCACCAUGGCGGUCAUCACCGUCGGGUCUAUAGUAACACCGACUAUGCAAGCGACACUGGUCGCUUAGAAUCCCGCGAAAGUGACAGACAUGCAUCUCACGGCUCGCGUCGAGUCCACCCCCCGCCCGGACACCGACGAUUCCCUCCAUACGAUGGCCUCAAGAAGGGUGAUGACAUUGAUAAGUACGAUGCUUACUCUUAUACCAACCCACGAGAGCAAUUUGAUCGAGAUUACCCUGUUCAACCCCGGCAUCCGGCCACCCGGUCCUCUGUUGACCGGCCUCUCAGUAUGAACGUGACGGAUGAGCAUCCACAGUAUAUGCCUCGCAAGGAGCGCCAUCAUGGUCCUCCUCCCACCUCCUGGGGAUUUGACAAAAUCGAACGUGAGAAACGACCCCACAGAGAUUCCUCUCGGACUAGAGAUACAUCUCGGACCAGGGACACUUCUCGAACUAGGGGCAGCGGUCAUGACCGGUCGUUGGUCGUUAGACCUCAGGAUUCGGAUGAUGGCUAUGAGUCUUAUAAUGAUCCCCACCGUCGCUCCCAUCAUAGCCGAUCGCACCGCGAUAAAGACCGAAAUUCGCGGGAUGAUCGCUCCCCGCGACCCCAUAACGGCAAUGGUGAGAUGGCCCUGGCAACGGCUGGACUAGCAACGGCUGGACUAGCAACGGCUGGACUAGCAACGGCUGGACUAGCAACGGCUGGACUAGCAACAGCUGGACUAGGAACGGCAGCUUUGGGUGCUGGCUACUCUGACCUGUCGGACUACGAUCAUCGGUCAAGAAACAAAACUAGACGCUCACACGACCCAGAGCGUGACUACGAAGCUCCAAAGCCUUCAUCCCGAGACCUGACCACUAGAGGCCUCGAAGUUGCAGCUCCAUCGAAUCCUGAGAAAAAGAAACAACAAUAUCUAGAGCCGAGCGACCACCACCGCAGUCGACCCCGCAGGCGCUCGGGACGUCGCUCAGAGAGUGACUCUGAGGGAUACACUGAUGAUGAUGAUCUUCGGAAGUACCGGCAUGAACCAUCUGCCACUCCUCGUCGCCGACACAGCAGUACCGAUACGAGCAGCGGCGAUGAGCGAUCCAGGCGUCACCCUCGAGACCGUUCCCGCUCUCAUCAUCGGUCUUCUCGGUCCCAGCGUAUGCUGGAGGAUCAUCGUUCAAGUGUGUCUUCCCACCCAUCCCCCUCGCAGAGCAGAGACGAUGUGAGAAAGCCCAUCACCGUCGAACCGGCUGCCCAAAAGGAGCCAGAAUCUGCCCCUAGGGGUAUCCUGAAGGCCCCUCGCCAGAGUUUCCCCGAGGAGCCCAACCCCAUUAGAGAGGGCGUGGCUCCCCUGAAGGAUGCCAACAAGCAGGGUAUUCCGCCUGACGCGCGGUGGACAAAGAUCGAUCGGAGAUUGGUGAACCCGGAGGCCUUGGACGCAGGGAACGAGCGGUAUGAAGAACGGUCGGAGUAUGUUAUUGUAUUGAGGGUAUUGUCGAAGGACGAGGUCCAGAUGUAUGCUGUGAAGACUCAGGAGAUCCGAGGUAAGUCUCUUUCAACAACUUUCGAGAAUCCGGUUUUUGGACAGCCACUCACCAAGUACGCAACAGAUGCCCGCCAUAAGGAACAGAUCGAGGACAAGCGUCGACGAAUGGAGGAGAAUCAACGCCGCGGUCACCGUGGCGCUGAAUCGUCUAGCGAUGAUGAGGAUGAAGGAGACGAGCCGUUGAAGAUUGAAGCGCCCCCAGUUGAAGAGCAGAGACCUGCUCUCCCAACGCGCCCCCAUCCGGCGCAGCCCCAUCCAACGCAUCCUCAUCCAACUCAUGCCCAUGCGUCGCAUCCCCAUUCAUCGCAUUCCCAGAUGCACAUCCCCGAGCCCGAGAGAGUUAGAAUGAGCCCUUCCGCUGCGCCGGCGUAG